Molecule: messenger RNA, 354 nt
Organism: Brassica oleracea var. oleracea
Lineage: Eukaryota; Viridiplantae; Streptophyta; Magnoliopsida; Brassicales; Brassicaceae
Exons: 1
Coding region: 1-354 (117 amino acids)
Source: RefSeq, a predicted model, not a curated record
AUGAGUCAAUCAUCACUUUUGAUCCGCAGCGGAGUCUCCUCCAAUAGAUAUCGUAAGGCCCCUCAAUUGGAAGAUGAUAUCAUACGCAUACCGGAGUGUGAUCUCAAUGACGUCAAGGAGCGUUUCCGCCUCACGCUCAUUGGACGUGUUUUCCACAUCCGUGGAAGAAGCAGCGAUGCCCUGAUCAACCUUCUCCCUCGCCCCCGAAUCUGGAGUGUAGAGGGAAGAGUCCGUGGACUGAACUUCGGGAAUGGCCGCUUCCAAUUCGAUUUUGACAAAGAAGAGGACUUGCAGAUGGUCCUAAAUAAGCGCCCCUGUCAUUUCAACCAGUGGAGUUUCGCGCUGGAACGUUAG